UAGAGAUUUUGGUCAAGUUAACUCAACAUAUGCAAACACAACAAAUAAUAAAUACAACGCUUAGCUCGACUUAAUCAAGAAAUACAAAACAACUGACGACCAGUAGCGAAAAGUAGUUUUCCUCAUACAGGAAAUAGCGUAUUCAAACCGGAAUUGAUCAUAGAGGGCGCGACGUUUUUAAAUUGCGGGUCAACCGACUGUUGACAAAUUUUGUUGCAUUAACUUAUCCGUAAAGGUGCCUUUGGGUAUUGUUCUGCCUUUCUGUCCUCUUUAUUAAUCGCACAACAGAUCGUCAGCAAUGUCUUCAAAAAUUCCAAGAGGUGUGCAGUUACCCGCAGGAACAAAAAAACCCGGUCACAAACCUGAAUCUAGAGACACAGCAACUGUAUCUGCUUCAACGAAUGCCCAAAAAUCAGAUGGUAUCCUUAAACCUCAAACUGAAAACGUGCCAAAAAAUGUUGUUACUCUAAAGGUUCACAAAGGGAUCUCCACCAGGUAUGGGCGACAGGCAGAGGUUAAGGAGCAAAAUCAGCAUCUGAUGGCUUCCAAUGAGGAGCUACAGAAAAACCUCACAGAGAUACAGCAAAGAGUAGCUGAGUUGGAGCUGCAGUACAGUGACCUUGUAAGAGAGAAUACAGAGGUACAGAAAAACCUGAAGGACUGUCACGUACUCCUUGUCUCAGCCAAUAUAGACCCAGUUUUAGGAGAAAGGGUUGGAGAAGCUUCACGAAACAAUGAAGAUCAAAGAAAAGAAGUUAUGAGUGUCUCCACAAACCUGCUGAAUGAACUAAAAGUGUUUGGAGACGCUGCAUCACAGCAACGUGCUCGGCUAGAGGAAAUCCAAGCAACAAUGACAGAACUCACUAAAGCACGGCAACAUAUGAUGCAGGAAAGGGAGAACUUUUCCCUGAAGGCUGCUGAAAUGGAACAAGCUCUCAAAGAAGCAGAAGCUCUUUUGUUGUAAAAGUAAUAACAAUUUGUAUGUUUUAAUGUUUGUGUGACUGAAUAAAUGAUUCUUAUUUC
This is a messenger RNA of Etheostoma cragini (Arkansas darter), 1023 nucleotides long. RefSeq names its product kinetochore localized astrin (SPAG5) binding protein (gene knstrn). Gene Ontology annotation, biological process: spindle organization; mitotic sister chromatid segregation; regulation of attachment of spindle microtubules to kinetochore. The transcript has 9 exons. Gene Ontology annotation, cellular component: kinetochore; microtubule plus-end; centriolar satellite. The record is from RefSeq and is a predicted model, not a curated record. NCBI's taxonomy places the organism in Eukaryota, Metazoa, Chordata, Actinopteri, Perciformes, Percidae. Bases 299 to 964 code for a protein of 221 amino acids.